Messenger RNA from Rhagoletis pomonella (apple maggot), 1322 nucleotides. Its product is annotated as spondin-1-like. The transcript has 5 exons. Gene Ontology annotation, cellular component: extracellular matrix. The record is from RefSeq and is a predicted model, not a curated record. Gene Ontology annotation, biological process: cell adhesion. NCBI's taxonomy places the organism in Eukaryota, Metazoa, Arthropoda, Insecta, Diptera, Tephritidae. Gene Ontology annotation, molecular function: serine-type endopeptidase inhibitor activity. The coding region runs from base 1 to 1059 and encodes 352 amino acids.
AUGUUCAAUUAUACGGCAUUUGAGAUCAUAUUAACGGCGCUAACCGUAACCUGCGGUAAGGGUAUUCGCAUGCGCACGCGUCUAUAUGUAAAUCCUGAAGCGGCCUUCGCUGUUGAUUGCUCACGCCAAUUGGUAUCGAAAGAAAUGUGUGCAGCUCCAAUAGCCGAAUGCAACGGUCAACCACAAGACGAUGACGACGAAGGCGAGAACUUGGCACGAGCCGCGUCGCUGGUAACUGAUGACGGUGAAGGCGCAGGCGUAUGUAAGACCACACCUUGGAGCGUUUGGUCCGAAUGUUCGGCUAGUUGCGGUAUUGGCAUAACGAUGCGCACGCGUACUUUUCUCAAUCACCUCGGUCGUAAACGCUGCCCACAUAUUACCAUAGUUGAAAAACAAAAGUGUAUGCGUCCCGAUUGCACCUUUGAAGAGGUGGAAUUACCCGAUCCCAUGUGCCCUACCACGCAAUGGAGUGAUUGGAGCCCCUGCACGGCCACAUGUGGACGCGGUGUUACAAUACGUACACGUCUCCUUCUAUUGGAGAAUGGCGCGGUCAAGGAUAACUGUACAAAACGCAUGGAAUUAAAUCAGCAAAAGGAAUGCACUGUGCCACAAGAGUGCACCAUUAACAUGGAGAUGGCCAAAGAAAUUUGUGUCGAGUCCUAUGACAGUGGUCCAUGUCGUGGCGUAUACAAACGUUAUGCUUACAAUAUGGAGUAUGGACGUUGUGAAAGUUUCACUUAUGGUGGCUGUCGUGGCAAUCGCAAUAAUUUCCUUACCGAAAGCGAUUGCUUGAAUACCUGCAGCAUGUUGCGCACCGCAGCCUUUACCAAUUCUCGAGCACCGUCCCGGCUAUCUUAUCCUGAAGCAUAUCAAGCUGCAGAUUAUGGUGCCGUAGAUUGCGUUAUGUCCGAGUGGUCUAAUUGGUCUCAAUGCAGCGUUAGCUGUGGCACGGGAUACUCUAAUCGGAGUAGAUACGUAAUAACUGAACCGAAGAACGGCGGCCAGCCGUGUCCUAAGCGCAAGGUGAAAGUACGCCGUUGCAUAAUGGCUGAUUGUUGAAAGCUAUUUCAUUAGGAACUUAAAGUAUAAGUAAACUGUAAUUCAGAAAAUCUAAAAUUUGGGGAAAAGUACUUUAUUCACACCUGUACUAAUUGUAACAAGCAAUUUAAAUGGAAAAUCAUUUUUCGUUUUCUAUCAGUUACAUAUAUAAAAUUAAAAAAAUUAAAAUAAUUUUUCACUUAACUAGCUUUCGUGAAAUUGGCUGUUAGUGCCUGAAAAUAAAUAACUUUAAAUAAAAUUAUGUUCGCGAGCUCAUAAUAUUA